Messenger RNA from Fusarium mangiferae, 2844 nucleotides. RefSeq lists its product as uncharacterized. Lineage: Eukaryota; Fungi; Ascomycota; Sordariomycetes; Hypocreales; Nectriaceae. Bases 1 to 2844 code for a protein of 947 amino acids. Gene Ontology annotation, biological process: regulation of DNA-templated transcription; DNA-templated transcription. The record is from RefSeq and is a predicted model, not a curated record. Gene Ontology annotation, cellular component: nucleus. Gene Ontology annotation, molecular function: DNA binding; DNA-binding transcription factor activity, RNA polymerase II-specific; zinc ion binding. The transcript is spliced from 2 exons.
AUGGGUGUCUUACCUAGCAUAGAUUCUCGUCCUCGUUUGGUUUUUCCAAAUACUCCUCCAGAGUCGACAAGCCCUGGCGCAUCGACCUAUUCUACUAAUUCAUCUGCGGACCGACCUUGGAUCUCGCCAGCUCCUACAUCGCCAUCCAUGAACAACUAUGACAAGUCUCUGACAACAGAAAUGCCUGCAGAUCAGAAGAUGAAUGGUGAACAGUCAAGGCCAGAGUCGACCACACAAGCUGCACCUCGACAACAACUUCCUUCCUUGAGUAGUAUCUUCGGACCUCCACCACCAGCUGGCCGACCAGCACGCUCACCCCUUUCAGAGCACAACAACUCUUAUUCUACUACAUCUCCCCUGGAUCGCACUCGUGCGCCAUCUGGUGAUAGACAUCAUUCAACAUCAUACUUCCCUCCCACGUUGUCACCUUCAUUGUCACAACCACGCACCUACGACAACAAGUUCGACACGGACCGACACCCAGCCCAUGGCCUCCCACGGUCUUACUCUGGCUCAGCUUCUCCUAGAUUCCGUAACGGCGAACAUACCCGCCAGGAGUCGGUUACCGAAGGGCAAUCUGGCCGAUGGUCUGCGCACCAGGAAAGUCGAUCUGAGUACUCUCUGGGAUCUCGAGAUGGUUCAUUUCGACCGCCACAGGACCAAUUUCGGCUUCACUUUCCAAGUCCUAAGGAACGUGUGAUUCCCACUUAUAACGAUCAAGGGUCUUCACAAGGAGCUCCAAUCCCCCCACCAACACCAAGCACCACGGCGACUGAUGGUGUUCCGUCAAAGGAUGGGCUGGGCCCCAAGAUCUGGACUGGAACACAUUUCUUACCUAGAUUUGUCAGGGCCACUGAAGUGCCAGGCGAGGGAAUGUGCUACUUCUACGACGAUGGCAGUCACUGCAAGACCGUAAUUGAUGGUGAGGCAGUAAACGCUCACUGGGGUGUAACCAAGGCUGGGAAACCAAGGAAACGACUCGCGAUUGCAUGUGUGACAUGCCGUGAGAAGAAAAUAAAAUGUGAUCCUGACUAUCCUCGAUGCGUUCAGUGCGAGAAGUUUGGUCGCGUAUGCAAGUUCAAGAAUGCGCCUCGAGGAGGGCAUAACACAUCACCAUCGACACCACCGGCUGAGCUUGACGAUGUCAGGACACUGAAUGGGCCAACCAUACCCAAUGAGAGUGAGAACAGUUCACCGGUGUCGCCACGAACUACUCUCCGUCCCCAGUCGCCAGAGUCAGGCUCACACAAGAGGCUUCGAUCGGGUUAUGAUAGUUACGUUUCGAUGAGUGAGCCAGUGCACGCACUACCGCCUGUUGAGGCUCCCAGACCUCACGUCCCCAUUCAACCCCCCGCAAUUGAGCUCCCUCGAAUUUCCGAAGAGGUGCUCAACCAAGCCUGGCGAACUGACCCCUCCCUUUCCGACCCCCAGUCUAUUCGUUCAGUGAUCUCUCACUUUUUCGUCCACCUCGACAGCACCAUGAUCGUGCGAUUCAUCCCCGAGAACGUGUUCAAGGCAUGGGUUGUAAAUCCAGGGCACCGCAAGACGCCAGAGGACUUGAUGAUCCUGUACAGCAUUCUCGCUGUCGGUGUUGCCCUUUCUGGCGGACCGAAAUCCAUCGCUUUUGAGUACGCAUCUGUUGCGCACUAUGCUCAGAAAUUCACCACAACCAACUGUAUUCAGUUGGUUCAGACUAGAGUUUUACUGGCACUCUACUAUAUUUCAAUUUCCCGCUCAUCUGAAGCUAGUGAGAUGAUCUCAGCGGCGGUGGCUUCAGCGGCUUGCCUUCAGCUGAACGUCGAGAUCGAAGAGUCAAAGGAAGCGGGCCUCGUCACAUUUCCAUUCGGAAUGAACAAGGCUGGGUAUUGUGAAGCCAGGAGAAGGACUUUCUGGUCUCUUUACAUGCUAGAGCGCCUUGACGGUCGCUUUCCUGAUCAUUUAGCCAUGAUUAACGCCGAAGAUAUCUAUAUACGCCUACCCGCCGACGGUCAGAGCUUCGAGCGUGAGAUGGAUGGAUUCGCUCCUGUUUUCAACCCUUACGUCUCCAGCGUUGCUACCGCGCAAGACCGUGAGCUUGGCAUUUCAGCGUACCUAGUCCAGAUGGUACACAUCUGGUCUAACGACGUAUGCCGGAUUUAUAGAAUGGCUCGACGAGCGAAUGUGAUGGAAACAGACCUGGAGCCAUCCCAACGAAUCCUGAAGCGCAUUCAAGAGUGGCGCAACGUCCUGCCUUCCCGGUUGGCUUUCACCGCUUCGAAUCUUGAGUCUGCAGCGCUGGCAGGAGAGCUGGGACCUUUCUUGACCAUGCACCUUCUUUACAACCAUGCCAUGAUCAAGCUCAGUCGCCAUACGCUCGCAGCAGGACACCUUUCGCCUCAGGUCACAUCCCACAAUAUACAGACAUGCUAUGAACAUGCAACACAAGUAUUAGAUAUGGCCAAGGCACUUGUACGACUUCAUCGUGGAGGCCAGACAGUUCUCAGUGGGCCGGCACCUGUUCUAGCCAUGGUUUUGACCGAAGCUGUUGAUGUUUUCACAGCAAGUGGCCGUCUUUCCCACCUAAGCGACAUCAUUGAGAAUGUGCACAUGGUUCAGGGAGUGGUUCAGGCCAUGUUUGCUAUUUGGGACAAUGUGCGGAACGCGCAAGAGGCGAUUGAUGGACGCCUCGCAAUGCUGCAUCGCAUUCGAGAGCGAGGCAGCCAACCGGUCAGUCCUAUGGAAGGCUACAGAGUCUUUUACAGCUCUGAAGGACGUGAAGAAGAGAAGAUCCUUCGUUGGCAAAUCAACAACCCAAUGGAGAAGCUGUAUCCUCGGGAUAUGGAUACCAUUUACUAUCUACAAUGA